Molecule: messenger RNA, 324 nt
Organism: Phytophthora sojae
Lineage: Eukaryota; Oomycota; Peronosporomycetes; Peronosporales; Peronosporaceae
Exons: 1
Coding region: 1-324 (107 amino acids)
Source: RefSeq, a predicted model, not a curated record
AUGGAUGACGAGCAGCUUCUACUCGAUGACUUUGCGUCGUCGCUACGAACCGCAGACGUGGUGGUUGUGGAUGAGAGGAACAUUGCCCAGGCUGAACCAUUCGUUGAUGCAGUGGAAAAAUACAACGAAGACCCGAAGAAAGAAAGCGCUAUCUACGCGGUACUGUUCUCGUGCCGUGAUGAAGUGCACGCCCUCCAACUCAAUCAGCGCUCACCGGCUCCACUUGACCCUGAGGAUCUUGGCCGUUGCUACAGGGACUUUGUUACUGGUGCUGACAUCGGCCCUCGUGGUGGGUUGACGUUCGACGUGUACCCAGAUAUCUAG